Messenger RNA from Spodoptera exigua (beet armyworm), 1269 nucleotides. Lineage: Eukaryota; Metazoa; Arthropoda; Insecta; Lepidoptera; Noctuidae. The record is from the annotation of a GenBank genome assembly.
AUAACGUUUGUUACUGGCAAAAUUGAGAGACCUUGUCGGGAACGAGCGAUAACUAGUUUAUUUAGCUGUAUUUUAAGCGGUGCGCGUAGCUUGGCGGUGUCAUUCACUAGUCCCCAGUCGCGUGUCGGUCGUGUUGCAAGAAACCCACUACGUCAUGGCCUCCGUUAAAUCUGAAAAAGUCGGCAUUGUUGGCAGUGGCCUUAUCGGUCGUUCCUGGGCCAUGCUGUUUGCGUCUGUGGGAUACCAAGUGACGAUAUUCGAUAUCGUCCAGCAGCAGGUCACCGAUGCAUUGGCCGACAUUAAAGUGCAGCUCAAGACUUUGGAGAAAGAUGGUUUACUGAGAGGAAAUCUGAAUGCUGACCAGCAAUUCUCGUGUAUAAAAGGAACUUCUGAUUUAGCGACCGUUGUCAAAGAUGCUGUUUUCGUCCAAGAAUGUGUUCCCGAAAGCCUCGAAUUGAAAAAAAAGGUUUACUCAGACUUGGACAAAGUUGUCGAUGACAAAACUAUUCUGUCUAGUUCUACUAGUACCACUCUGCCAUCGUUGUUCUCAGAGCAGAUGAAACACAAGGCUCAGGUUAUUGUAUCACACCCAGUAAACCCACCAUACUACGUGCCCCUUGUAGAAAUUGUUCCCGCACCUUGGACCAGGAAGGAUGUUUGUGAAAAAACUAGAGCGAUUAUGUUGGAAAUUGGACAGGAGCCGGUUUCCCUGAGCCGCGAAAUCGAUGGAUUUGUUCUCAACCGUAUUCAAUACGCAAUUCUGGACGAAGUUUGGCGUCUGGUUGAUAACAAAAUUGUAAAUGUGGAAGACAUCGACAAAGUCAUCUCUGAAGGUCUCGGAAUGAGAUACGCUUUCCUUGGCUCCUUAGAAACUGCACACUUGAACGCAGAGGGCAUGAAGUCCUAUAUUGAGAGAUACGGAGAAACAAUUUACAAUGUCAGCAAGACCAUGGGAGAUGUCCCACGAAUGACCACUAGCAAGAGUGCGGACACAAUUUGCGAGCAAUUGAACAAGAUGGUGCCUUUGGACAAGUUGCAGGAAAGGCGUGCAUGGCGUGACGCUUGUCUGACGCGUCUGGCUCUGCUCAAAAAGGAAAUGAACAACCAAAAAGUUAAAUAUUAGAAGUUAAUUUAUAUCUUACACUAUAUCGUAUUCUUAUUGAAAUAAUAAAUACGUGUACCUACGUAUUAAACUCCUUGUUGUUUAUUUUGUAGAUAUCAAAUCAUCUUAACAAUAUUAUUGUAAAAAUAUACUUUUAUUUAAAUUCA